Molecule: messenger RNA, 1870 nt
Organism: Apaloderma vittatum (bar-tailed trogon)
Lineage: Eukaryota; Metazoa; Chordata; Aves; Trogoniformes; Trogonidae
Gene: BMPR1A
Product: bone morphogenetic protein receptor, type IA
Exons: 11
Coding region: 1-1596 (531 amino acids)
Biological process (GO): cellular response to growth factor stimulus; protein phosphorylation; dorsal/ventral pattern formation
Cellular component (GO): signaling receptor complex; plasma membrane
Molecular function (GO): SMAD binding; ATP binding; transforming growth factor beta receptor activity, type I
Source: RefSeq, a predicted model, not a curated record
AUGACUCGACUGAGAAUUUAUGAGCGAUUGCUUGGAGCCUGUCUGCUUAUCAUUCUCCAUGUUCAAGGUCAAAAUCUAGACAGCAUGCUUCAUGGCACAGGAAUGAAGACAAAUGCUGACCAAAAGAAACAAGCAAAUGGAGUUACACUUGCUCCAGAGGACACUUUACCUUUUCUUAAGUGCUACUGCUCAGGACAUUGUCCAGAUGAUGCUAUUAAUAACACGUGCAUAACUAAUGGACAUUGCUUUGCUAUCAUUGAGGAAGACGAACAUGGAGAACCCACACUUGCUUCUGGCUGCAUGAAGUAUGAAGGUUCAGACUUCCAGUGCAAGGACUCGCCUAAAGCACAAUUACGUCGAACAAUUGAGUGCUGUCGGACUGAUUUCUGUAAUCAGGAUUUACAACCAACAUUACCACCACUUGACAAUGGACUUUUUGAUGGCAGCAUUCGUUGGAUGGCAGUGUUGAUUUCUAUGGCAGUCUGCAUAAUUGUCAUGAUCAUCUUAUUUAGCUGCUUUUGUUACAAGCACUACUGUAAAUCGAUGGCAAAGAGGCACUGUUAUAAUCGUGACCUGGAGCAAGAUGAAGCAUUUAUACCAGCUGGGGAGUCAUUAAAAGACCUCAUUGACCAGUCACAGAGUUCUGGAAGUGGAUCAGGACUGCCUUUGCUGGUUCAGCGCACUAUUGCCAAACAAAUUCAGAUGGUGAGGCAAGUUGGAAAAGGACGAUAUGGUGAAGUGUGGAUGGGCAAAUGGAGGGGUGAAAAAGUUGCAGUGAAAGUGUUUUUCACCACAGAAGAAGCCAGUUGGUUCCGAGAAACAGAGAUUUACCAAACUGUUUUAAUGCGUCAUGAGAACAUCCUUGGUUUCAUAGCUGCAGAUAUUAAAGGCACUGGCUCCUGGACACAGCUAUACCUGAUCACAGAUUAUCAUGAAAAUGGAUCAUUGUAUGAUUUUCUGAAAUGCACUACACUAGACAACAGGGCUCUCCUCAAACUGGCUUAUUCUGCUGCCUGUGGUCUGUGCCAUCUGCACACAGAAAUUUAUGGGACACAAGGCAAGCCUGCUAUUGCACACAGGGACCUCAAGAGUAAAAACAUCUUGAUAAAGAAAAAUGGAACCUGCUGCAUUGCUGACCUGGGUCUUGCAGUCAAGUUUAACAGUGACACAAAUGAAGUUGAUGUUCCCUUGAAUACUAGAGUGGGAACAAAACGUUACAUGGCUCCAGAGGUCCUAGAUGAGAGCCUCAAUAAAAACCAUUUCCAACCGUACAUCAUGGCUGACAUCUACAGUUUUGGGCUGAUCAUUUGGGAAAUGGCUCGGCGCUGUGUCACAGGAGGUAUUGUUGAAGAGUAUCAGUUGCCAUAUUAUGACAUGGUGCCAAAUGAUCCAUCCUAUGAGGACAUGAGAGAAGUGGUGUGUGUCAAACGUCUACGCCCAGUAGUAUCGAAUAGAUGGAACAGUGAUGAAUGUUUAAGAGCAAUAUUGAAAUUAAUGUCUGAAUGCUGGGCUCAUAAUCCUGCUUCAAGGCUCACCGCCUUGAGGAUCAAGAAGACACUUGCCAAGAUGGUGGAAUCACAAGAUGUAAAGAUUUGACGUAGUAAAUUGAUGCUGGAGAGCAAAAGCUGGACUCCUAGAUCUUCUCACUCAAACAUGGGUGAGACCUAUGUGGAAAGAGGAAAUAACUGAGUUUCAGUAUAUUUUCUCAGCACACUUCUACAGGCUGCUAAUCAAAUCUUUCAGUACUUCAUAGACUGUGAUACUGAGAGGCUCUGGACACUACACGCUACGUAUAUGGACAGCCUUGAUACAAUACGCGUUUUGGUUUGUUUGAGCUGCGUCAAGACUUCAGUCAUACUUAGUGAGUCUC